Molecule: messenger RNA, 954 nt
Organism: Opisthocomus hoazin
Lineage: Eukaryota; Metazoa; Chordata; Aves; Opisthocomiformes; Opisthocomidae
Source: RefSeq, a predicted model, not a curated record
GUACCUCGUGCAAAGAUGUCCAAGGAAUUGCCCUUUGUCUUGCUCUUCCUAUAUCCGAUGCUGCUGUCAGGGGCUUGGUUUUCCAAAAGUUUACCUUGUGAUGUUAAAACCUCUGAAGGCACUGUGACAGUGGACUGCACCGAUCGGCGUCUCCUGGAAGUCCCCAGAGGGAUCCCUGCAAACGCUACCAACCUUACCCUGAGCAUUAACCAUAUCCCCCAUAUCAAUCCAACAUCCUUUGCUGGUCUUGAAAACCUCAUGGAGAUUGACUUCAGAUGUAACUGUGUCCCUGUCAGAAUGGGGCCCAAAGAUUGCGUGUGCAUCCGGAGACCAAAGAUUGAGAAUGGCAGUUUUGCUGCCCUGACAAGAUUGAGGUCAUUGUAUUUGGAUGCAAAUCAGCUGUUGGAAAUACCCCGGGGUCUUCCUGCUACAUUAAGCCUGCUGAGCCUGGAAGCAAACAGUAUCUUUUCAAUCCAAAAAGCCAAUUUUUCAGAGCUUGGUAACAUAGAAGUAUUGUACCUGGGACAGAACUGUUACUACCGUAACCCAUGCAAUGUUUCCUUUGAAAUUGAAAAAACAGCUUUUCUGGAGCUGAAAAGAUUAACGAUACUAUCCCUGAAGUCAAACAACUUAACUCAUAUUCCACCCUAUUUGUCAUCUACUUUAAAGGAAUUGUAUAUUUACAAUAACAUGAUUCAAGUGAUUCAUGAACAUGAUUUAAGUGCCCUUCACAACCUAGAAAUUCUUGAUCUAAGUGGUAAUUGCCCACGUUGCUACAAUGCUCCAUAUCCUUGUACUCCCUGCCCCAAGACCUCAAUUGAGAUACAUUCCAGGGCUUUUUAUUCCUUGAAGAACUUAAGAAUUCUGCGACUUCACAGUAAUUCUCGUCGGAAAGUGGAAGAGGUGUUAGCCCAGGUCCAGCCACGGCUGGGGCCUGAGGACAUGCUGAAGUGA